AGAAAGAGCAGAAGGAAACAUGGGGAAAACCAUUUCUCUUCUCAUCUCUGUGGUGCUUGUAGCUUAUUAUCUUUAUAUACCGCUUCCAGAUGCUAUUGAAGAGCCUUGGAAGGUAGUAUGGGAAACUGCCUUUGUAAAGAUAGGAACAGAUUUGGCUUCAUUUGGUGAACUUUUGGGAAUCAGUCAUUUCAUGGAAACGAUACAGUUACUUAUGAGUUUUCAAGAAGUCCCACCCACGUCUGAUGAGCAUGUCACUGUGAUGGAGACAGCUUUCGACAGUGUUCCCGUCCGCAUAUACAUACCCAAAAGAAAGUCAAUGGCUCUCAGGCGGGGCUUGUUUUAUAUUCAUGGUGGUGGCUGGUGUUUGGGGAGUGCUGCUCACUUCUCCUAUGACACUCUAUCGAGAUGGACAGCCCAUAAACUUGAUGCUGUUGUUGUGUCAACUGACUAUGGCUUAGCCCCAAAACACCAUUUUCCAAGACAGUUUGAAGAUGUGUAUCGUAGUUUACGAUGGUUCUUACAAGAGGACGUCCUUGAAAAAUAUGGUGUAGAUCCUAGGAGAGUCGGUGUGUCUGGAGACAGUGCUGGUGGAAACUUAGCCGCAGCUGUGACCCAACAGCUUAUACAAGAUCCAGAUGUCAAGAUCAAACUCAAGGUCCAAGCCUUAAUAUAUCCUGCCCUUCAGGCUCUUGAUACGAAUGUACCAUCACAACAAGAAGGUUCCCAUUUUCCAGUUUUAACCAGGUCAUUAAUGGUCAGGUUCUGGAGUGAAUACUUUACUACAGACCGAGGCCUGGAAAAAGCCAUGCUUCUCAACCAACAUGUACCCAUGGAAUCUAGCCACUUGUUACAGUUUGUGAAUUGGAGUUCCUUGCUCCCUGAGAGAUACAAGAAAAGUCCCGUUUACAAAAAUCCCACUCCUGGUAGUUCUGAGCUGGCUCAAAAGUAUCCAGGGUUCAUAGAUGUGAAGGCAUGCCCUCUGUUGGCCAAUGACAAUAUAUUGCAUCAUUUACCUAAGACCUAUAUCAUCACUUGCCAGUAUGAUGUCCUAAGAGAUGAUGGACUCAUGUAUGUCAAGCGGCUUCAGAAUGUUGGAGUUCAUGUGACUCAUCACCAUGUGGAAGAUGGAUUCCAUGGAACGUUUUCCUUUCCUGGUUUAAAACUUUCAGAGAGGAUGAAAAAUCAGUACUUGAGUUGGCUUAUCAAAAAUCUGUAACAAAACCUGCAAAAUGAUUUAUUGAAGAUAUAAGCAACAAAAUAAGAAAUAAACUAUUAAACAUGGCUUUGAGGUUUC
Mus musculus (house mouse) is the source of this 1294-nucleotide messenger RNA. It is a transcript of the gene Aadac, whose product is annotated as arylacetamide deacetylase. The record is from RefSeq and is marked validated. The coding region runs from base 20 to 1216 and encodes 398 amino acids. NCBI's taxonomy places the organism in Eukaryota, Metazoa, Chordata, Mammalia, Rodentia, Muridae. Gene Ontology annotation, molecular function: hydrolase activity; deacetylase activity; arylalkyl acylamidase activity. Gene Ontology annotation, cellular component: endoplasmic reticulum membrane; membrane. Gene Ontology annotation, biological process: xenobiotic metabolic process; sterol metabolic process; detoxification. The transcript is spliced from 5 exons.